CCGGAAACUAAACAAGCGGAGCAGCGCUCGGCGGAAGAACUCUUUACUGUGUGAAGGCUCAUGGACUCUCCACCUGAAUCUCUCACCUGGUUAGCCGUGGUUACAGCAUGGAGCGCUCUCAUUGGAUGGACGACUCACUGACUGCACUGCCUCCAGAUUUCCAGUCAGCAGCAGGAUGUCAGACUCCUGUGAUGAAGGUGACCAGAGGAAGGUGGCGUCCACCAGCAGGAUAUGGGCAGAGUCUCAGCCAGGUCCGUCCAGGUGUCAGCCCAGCAGACAGGGUUACUGUGGUUACUGCAGAGUCCUCUACAGCAACCUGGACCAGCACCUGUCGAGUCUCAGACACCUGGAUUCUGUUCGGGCGUCCUCCCGAGGCUCCAGCACUGUCUCCUCCUCCAGCAGCAGAGGAACCAAACUGACUCUGCUGGAGCGCUUCCUACAGGACGUCCUGAAGUACCACCCGCACCGCUAUAAUGACCCCAGGCCGUCUCACGCUGACCUCCCGUCAGUCUCCGCCCCUCUGUUGCCAAGGGCGGAACUUGACGACUGGCGGUCGCUGGCCACUCGUAAACACCUGUCCAGCUCUGACAAGGGCUCCUGCCAGCCGGCCAAUCAGAAGCAAGAGGACCGCACGCACCGCCAAUCAGGAGAGGGAUUCACUGGGUUGGGGAGUCACGAGAGGCUGUCUGAGCCUAUCAGAGAGCAGGAAGAACGAGGGAACAUCGGCACAGGGAACACACGGUCAUCACAGGCACAAGCCCCGCCCCCACACCAGCAGGCCCCGCCCCUGUCCACAGGAAGGCUCACAGGAAGACCAACAGGAGGAAAACCAGCACCUCCUCGACCUCAUCACUGCCCCACAGGAGUCCAGACCCUGGUCCCUGUCCAGACCCUGCUCCCCGGCCCCCCACAGAGCCGAGGCCCGCUGAGUUGGCAGAGGGAGAGGAGGGAGGCUCAUAAAGAGGAGGCGUUCUCCUCGGACCACUGCGACUCUCUGGACCGGACCAUCGAGGAGGUGAUCCAGGUGUGUUGUCAUGGUGUGACUUCCACUCCCUACCAGCAGGAGGAGACAGAGAGCUUCCACUUCAGCCUUCCCGUCUCCAUGGAAACACAGAGUGACGACUGGGACUCACCUGUACAGAGAGCACAAACACUCGAGGGGACACCUCUCCAGGUGAGCCAAGGGGGGGGGCAGGACCUCAGCUGUCUAAUGGAUGUUCAAGUGGACCUGGAGGACCAGGUGUACUCGUACCAGCUACACUCCGCCCUCCACAGUGAGCAGCGAACAGGGGGCGGGGCCAGGCAGAACGAGGGCUUCUGGAGUUUGCCGAUAGAGGAGGUGUUGCCGGCUCCGGAACAUAUCCCAGAAUCCUUCAGGGGGAAGACCUGGACCCAGAUUGAACAGGAGGACGAGGGGAAGGUGGAAAAACUGGUCCGACAGUUCAGACGGGGGAGAUUCAUCUGCUACUUCGACACCGAGUCUCUGGCCAGGUACGGUAGGAGGAGCCAAAACAAAGGGCGUGGUGAGAAAAAGGAGGAGGAGCCAGCCAAUGGCAUCCUGCCGUUGUUGGACUGUGAUGACAAUGACUCAUCGUACGUUAGGAGGAGGAGGACAAAGAGGCGGGCCUUCAGAGUGGCUUCCAGGUGUCAGGUCGUCAAAGUCAGUCACAGCACUCAGACGAUCCGAUUGGUCGUCCCAGCCGUCCGUGAACCAGCCUCGGAGGCCCCGCCCACUAGUGUCCCUACAGCCAAUCAGGAUGCAGCAGAGAGGACUCCUGAAGUGCAGACGUGGUGCUGCCUCCCUCCGUCGUAUUCAAAUAUCGUCACACCUCUGCAGCCUCGCACCUCCCUGGUCUACCUGCUCUGCUCCCCCUCAGGCUCCGCCCACACCUACACACCUGCGCAAGGCUCCGCCCUCAAACGCUGUAGGAAGAAGAGGCGUCCGUUGGACCCUCAGGGGUUAAAAGUCAAAUACAAACAACUUCCUGUCAGGUUCUACGACCCCAGCAGCAACCGCAUCCUGAAGAAAGCCCCUAAAGGCUUCGCCCCCUCCAGCCCCCCCCGCCGCGUCCGUCAGCUGUUCAGAAGUCUGAGUCUGGACCUGAACGCAGACAGACCGCCAGGGGAGGAGGCCGCAGGGUCCUCCAGGGUCAAAGGUCAGAGGUCAUCAGGCACGCCCUUCAGACAUGCCAAAAGUUUCAAUGUGAGCACACUCAGUAGGGACUCAGCAAAGACUGACGAACAAGACACAGUCAGGAGGCGGAGCAAGACAUCUCAAGCCCCUCCCCCUCACAUCAGGUCAGAGCGGGGGAGGGGGGGGAGGAGGGACAGGACAGAUCCCCCCCCCUCCAAGAUACGAACCAGGGCUCAAUCCACCCUCCCACAGCCCAGGAGGGAAGGCCUACGUCGGGCAGGACCCGGCGGUAAAGUCCCCUAUCACCCUCCGUCACCCCGCCGGGGGAGGGGCCGCAGGGGGCAGGGCUACGAGAGGGGGCGGAGGUAGCAGGACAGGUAUCCUGUUCAUGUAGCACCUGUUCAGGAGCAGGACACCUGUUCAUGUAACGGGACACCUGUUCAUGAAGCACCUGUUCAUGAUUAGGACACCUGUUCAUGUAACGGGACACCUGUUCAUGUAACGGGACACCUGUUCAUGAAGCACCUGUUCAUGAUUAGGACACCUGUUCAUGUAACGGGACACCUGUUCAUGUAACGGGACACCUGUUCAUGAUCAGGUCCACUUGUUGUAAUGACGUAAAAAUGUAAUUUUACGUUACUUUUGAUUUAUAUUUUUUUAUUUAAUUAAAUAUUAAAGUGAAAUAAAUCAUGAGAAUUUAAAUUUGCACACAAAUAGAAAAAGAAACUGGAAGUUGAUGAACUUAUUUUAUUAUAAUGUCGGCAGCUAUACGUUUCUGUAACUCUAAACACACCUGGUCAGGUGGGACCUGCCUCUUCUUCAGGUACUGUUGUUUGAUUUUUUUAUACCUUUACACUCUGGUGUUUAUUUAAAUAUCAAUAAGUUAGUGUUGAAUAAACAACUUUUAUAACCUGAA
This is a messenger RNA of Anoplopoma fimbria (sablefish), 3050 nucleotides long. It is a transcript of the gene zdbf2, whose product is annotated as zinc finger, DBF-type containing 2. The record is from RefSeq and is a predicted model, not a curated record. NCBI's taxonomy places the organism in Eukaryota, Metazoa, Chordata, Actinopteri, Perciformes, Anoplopomatidae. Gene Ontology annotation, molecular function: nucleic acid binding; zinc ion binding. Gene Ontology annotation, biological process: epigenetic programming of gene expression; genomic imprinting.